This is a messenger RNA of Sodiomyces alkalinus F11, 2072 nucleotides long. RefSeq names its product laccase. NCBI's taxonomy places the organism in Eukaryota, Fungi, Ascomycota, Sordariomycetes, Glomerellales, Plectosphaerellaceae. The record is from RefSeq and is a predicted model, not a curated record. The coding region runs from base 77 to 1831 and encodes 584 amino acids. The transcript is spliced from 3 exons. Gene Ontology annotation, molecular function: copper ion binding; oxidoreductase activity.
CUUCUCCCCCUCCCCCUUCCACUCCACUCCUCACUUGUCUGCCUCCUCCAUCUCUUUCUCCCUACCAUUCCUAAUCAUGGGCCUCAAGUGGUUCAUGACCAGCCUCGUGGCUGGCUUGAUGGCCAGCACCGUCGUUGCCAACCCUCUUUCCAGCAGGACCAGCACCACCCGACAUAAGAAGCGCAGCUGCGUCAAGCCCUGCUUCAACAGCCCCGAGGAUAGGUCGUGCUGGACACCCGGCUGGGAUAUUCACACCAACUUCGAGGAAGAAGUUCCAAUUACUAAUGUCACCAGGACUUAUAACCUGAGCAUUACCAACGUCACCAGCUGGGACGGCGCCGAUGGUGUCGCCAAGCCUGUCAUGCUCAUCAACGGCGGAUUUCCUGGCCCGACCAUCGAAGCGGACUGGGGCGACGAAGUCGAGAUUCACGUCACCAACAACCUUCAGCAUAACGGUACUUCGCUUCACUGGCAUGGCAUUUGGCAGAAAUAUACCAACACCAUGGACGGCGCCAACGGCUGCACCGAGUGCCCUAUCCCCCCCGGCACUACCAGGACCUACAAAUUCCUGAUGCGCCAAUACGGCACGGGCUGGUACCACUCUCACUUCAGCGCUCAGUACGGUAACGGCGUGGUGGGCAUGCUCAAGAUCAACGGCCCCGCCUCGGCGAACUAUGAUGUCGACCUUGGCCCCUACCCCAUCACCGACUGGUACUACGACACCGCCGACCGUCUCGAGCGGGCCUCUCAGUUCAGCGACCACGGACCUCCCCCCGACAGCGACAACGUCCUUUUCAACGGCACCCACGUCAAUGCCGAGGGUGGCGGUCGGUACGCCAAGACGGUUCUGACCCCGGGCAAGAAGCAUCUCCUCCGCCUGGUCAACCCCUCCGUCGACAACACCUUCACCCUGUCUCUCGUAGGCCACAAGUUCACCGUCAUUGCCGCCGACUUCGUCCCCAUCGAGCCCGUCGAGAAGGACACUCUCUUCAUGACCACCGGCCAGCGUUACGACGUCAUCAUCGAGGCUGACCAGGAGAUUGGCAACUACUGGUUCAACGCCACCCUGGCCUCCAGCGGCAUGUGCGGCACCACCGUCAUCGACCACCCGGCCGCCAUCUUCAGCUACGAGGGGGCCCCCGAGGACGAGCUCCCCACCGACCCCGGCGCCCCGGUCGACGCGGGCUGCGCCGACGAGACCGACCUCGUGCCCGUGGUGCCCAAGAGCGCGCCCCGCGACGACUUCCUCGCGCACAAGAACUACCUCGACGUCGCCGUGACGCUGCAACCCUACGGCGAGAAGUCGGUCUACCGGUGGAAGAUAAACGACUCGGACAUCGACAUCGAGUGGGGGAGGCCCAUCCUGGAAUACGUGCGCGAGGGCAACUACUCGUGGCCCCGCCAGGCCAACGUCAUCGAGGUCGAAGAAGCCAACGUGUGGACCUGGUGGAUCAUCGAGAACGGCAGCCGCAUGCCGCACCCGAUGCACCUGCACGGCCACGACACCAUGCUCCUCGGCGUGGGCGCCGGCGAGUUCGACCCGGCCAACCACACUGACCUCCUCAACUUCGACAACCCGACGCGCCGCGACGUGGUGCAGAUGCCGGGGAGCAGCUGGAUCGCCAUCGCCUGGAGGACGGAUAACCCGGGCGUGCACCUUAUGCACUGCCACAUCGCCUGGCACGUCUCCCAGGGCCUCAGCGUGCAGUUCCUGGAGCGCUCCUCGGAGAUUGCGCAGACUGUCGACCUUCACGAGAUUGAGCCCAACUGCGCGGCCUGGCGCGAGUACGAGGCGACGGCCGUCUACCCAAAGCACGACUCUGGCUUGUAAAGCGACACGUCCACACGUCAUUACCACCGGUAUGAGCCGGCUGUUACUAUUACGACCUUUUUUCUUUUUUUUCUUCUCUUUUUUCUCUUUUUUCUCCUUUUUUCCCUUCUUCUUUUUCUUCCUCCAUUCCAUUCCCAUUUUUUAUAGACAUGACGAACUUUUCAGCAAGACGAUACACCGUCUUAGAGCCUUAUUUGGCAACCGAGCGUGGGAUUAUAUGCAUCAUAGAACGAUAGACGGC